AUCGAGUUUAAGAUACCAAGGAGCUCAUAUGAUUGAUAUUAGAUCUUUUCAGUGGAAAAAGAAGCUUCUUCUUGAUGUUGACAUGAGAAACUCAGAUGGAAGUCGCUAUCUCAAGGUACCAGCGGCAGUGGACCCACAGACACACGGGGGCCCGACCUCCACUGUUUGUCAGGGCCCUUCCGCCGAAUCCAUCACCGGCCACCGCGCAUUCAUCCGCCAAAGCUUAAUCCCACUCGCUCACUCUCCCUUCCCUUAUCCUCCUUAUCUUGACUCCGUACAUGCAAGGCUGCCUUUACGAAGCUGCCCAACAACAACAACAAUAACAACACUGCCUCUAAACUAAUCGACUGUUUUGGCAUCACCGUUCACCGUCCGUCCGAGGGUUCACCCGUGACCAUAAGCCAACAUGGCGAACUCCCCUCUUGUUGCGCGUCCGACCGAUGCGCUCCAGCCAUCGAAAUCCCUUCCGACAUCCAGCGGCGGCACCCCAAGCGGAGGACUGCCACGCUCGGCCCGGGGCCAGCAGAUCGCCCAGCAGGUCGCCGCCCAAGCCCGUCCGACUAUGGAUCUGAUGGAGCAGAUGAACGAAGAUGAGAAGAACAAAUACAUCAAGGGUAAGAAACUCGGCGAGGGUACCUACGCCAACGUCUACCUCGGCCACUCCCGCCUCGACUCCUCAAUAAAAGUCGCCAUCAAAAAAAUCAAAGUCCAAAAAGAAUACCAAGACGGCAUCGCCCCCGACGCCAUCCGCGAGAUGAAGUACCUGCAAAAGCUCCGGGGCCACGCCAACAUCAUCAUCCUACAUUCCGUCUUCUCGUCCAAGGACCAGAACCUCAACCUAGUCCUUGAAUACCUUCCGCUAGGCGACCUCGAGAUGCUGAUCCGCGACGUCGACCACGUCCGCUACGGCGCCGCCGACAUCAAAGCGUGGAUGGGCAUGCUGACGCGCGCCGUCUGGUGGUGUCACGACAACUACGUGCUGCACCGCGAUAUCAAGCCGAACAACCUGCUGAUCGCCGCCGACGGCGAAGUCAAACUAGCGGAUUUUGGUCUAGCCCGGAGCUUUGCGGACCCGGGGGUGCGGAUGACGGCGAACGUGAUCACCAGAUGGUACCGUCCCCCGGAGCUUUUGUUUGGCGCGCGGCACUACUCGGGUGCCGUGGACGUCUGGUCGGUGGGUCUGGUUUUCGCCGAGCUCAUCAUCCGCGCGCCCUACCUGCCUGGCAACUCGGAGGUUGAACAGAUCGCCCUGAUCUGCAGGGAAAUCGGCACGCCGACGGAGGAGAACUGGCCGGGCGUGACGCAGCUGAAGGAGUACACGGUUCCCAGCGACGUGGUGCCCGUGGCGGGUAAAGAAAAAUACAUGGGCCGGUUCGGCGCGGUCGGGUCGGACGGCGUCGAUCUGCUGGCCAAGACGCUGAUUUUGGAUCCGAGGAGGCGGAUCACGGCCAGGGAGAUGCUGGAACAUAGGUGGUGGAAGGCAGAUCCGAAGCCGACGCCUAAGCAUGACUUGCCCAAGAAGACGGCGGGGGCGGAGGAGAAGCUGGCGGCGGAUUUGAAGAGACGGAAUGGCAUGGUGGAGGAUGAUGAUGUGCGCGGCUCCAAGGUCGCUAGGAAAUUGGACUUUGGUGCCGCCAGGUGAGGAAGCUAGGUAUGGGUGAUGGUUAUUAUGAUCGAAACAAAGCAUCUUCUGGGAAUGCAUUAUAUACUUAUGAACGGAUACAUACACUGGGUUGGAAAGGAGGUUACAGUAUGCACGGCAUUGACACUAUAGAGCGAGAGAAAGGCGUUUGGGCGCAUAACACAGAAUAACAAUAGAGAUCAUAUCAGUUUUAAUCCACACUUUAGGA
Molecule: messenger RNA, 1850 nt
Organism: Neurospora tetraspora
Lineage: Eukaryota; Fungi; Ascomycota; Sordariomycetes; Sordariales; Sordariaceae
Product: kinase-like domain-containing protein
Exons: 2
Coding region: 407-1642 (411 amino acids)
Biological process (GO): positive regulation of transcription by RNA polymerase II; protein phosphorylation
Cellular component (GO): transcription factor TFIIH holo complex; nucleus; cytoplasm
Molecular function (GO): cyclin-dependent protein serine/threonine kinase activity; ATP binding; RNA polymerase II CTD heptapeptide repeat kinase activity
Source: RefSeq, a predicted model, not a curated record